GCUGUUAGCGCCUCCUGGGUCCCGCUGGGACAGGGCGAGGGGUCAACGCGCCCCCAGGGCCCCGGCGCGAGCGGGUCCCCGCGUCCACCUGUAGCGGGUCGGGGGCCAGGCCGGGCUGGGGUCUUUCCCGCCCACCGCUCCUCCAAGACCGGCUUCGGUGCCUUGGGCCCCGUCGCGCGCCGCCAUGGUGGGCCGGCUGAGCCUGCAGGAUGUGCCGGAGCUCGUGGACGCGAAGAAGAAGGGCGACGGCGUCCUGGACAGCCCGGACUCGGGGCUCCCCCCCAGCCCCAGCCCCAGCCACUGGGGGCUCGCGGCGGCCGCGGGCGGCGGAGGCGGCGGGGAGCGCCCUCCGGCCCCGGAGGCGCUGGAGCCCGACGCGGCGGCGACCCCCACAGCUCCGAAUCCAGCGUCUCUGCCUCUGCCUCCCGGCUGUGCACUGAGGCUGUGCCCCCUGUCCUUUGGCGAAGGAGUGGAGUUUGACCCCUUACCACCAAAGGAAAUAAGGUACACGUCCUCGGUCACAUACGACUCGGAGCGACACUUCAUGGACGGCGUGCAGCUGCCCCUGGGCCUGGCCGUGGCCUCCUGCAGCCAGACAGUCACUUGCCUCCCCAACUGCACGUGGCGCAACUACAAGGCUGAGGUGCGGCUGGAGCUGCGCCACAAGCCCUCACGCUUCCUCAGCACCACCAUCGUCUACGGCAAGUACCCCAAGACCGUCUACACCACCACCCUGGAUUACAACUGCCGCAAGACGCUGAGGCGGUUUCUAUCCAGCGUGGAGCUCGAAGCCGCGGAGCUCCUGGGCAGCGACGACCUCUCGGAUGAAUGCUGACUCGGCAGGCUGGGCUGGGGCUGGGCGGCUCUUCCUCUGCCCUGCCCCCGACCUCUCCAGGCUGGGUGGGGUUAGGGUUAGGGUUGGGGGGACCGGCUCUUCCACUGCUCCUGACCUGACAGAUGACUGGGCAGGCUGGGCUGGGGUCAGGGUUAGGGUUGGGGGACUGGCUCUUCCGCUGCCCUGCCCCCGACCUCUCGCAUGACUUGGCAGGCUGCACUGGGGUCAGACGGCUUUUCCACUGCCCCCAGCUACCGUGGCCAAGCCCGGCAGCCUUGUCCUUCAUGUCAUUCUAGCCCCAGAGGAGUCUAACCUAGAGAUACCUCCAAGUCUGGGGAAGAAACAAAAUCACUGCAUCCCAUAAUGACUGGGAUCUUUGUGUUUUAAUUUCAAGCUGUUUUUGAAAGGAGUGUUUGUCCUGCUUUGCUGCUGUAGUGUUUCCCCAAAGUCUCCAUCUGAUGAGGCGAUAAAAAAGCCAUGAGGACGGCCAGAAAGCAGCAGUGGUCUGGGAUGGGAGGGAGGGAAGCUCCCCGUCCACUGGUCAGUUCCUCAGAAGAAGAGCAUGGAAAUGUCCUGGGAUGGAAAGUGAGAUUUAAGGAAUUUCAGCUGCGGGGUUUUCACUGCACAAAAGUGGUGCUAAUUCAGUAACCGGUGGCGCGUGGGGUCUAAUCCGUGGAGAGCUGAGCUCUGUCCUGUGUGUUUAAAUUCCCACCUCCUUUUGUUUCCUGUUACCUGAACUCCUGUAAUUCCCUAAAUCUUUUUCAAUAUAACAACAACAGCAAAAAAAAAACAAACCCAAACCACAAUAUAAGAUGCCUUAAAAAAAAUUAAAGGUUGGCCAUGCUGUCGCCAGCUCCGGGAGGGCCAGGCCGAUGGGCGGCAGGUUUGGGAGCGGAGGCUCUGGUUCUGGUCAGUUCCCAGCGCAGGCUUUGGCAGAACGCCUGGAACCCUUGGCCUCUGGUGACGGUCUCCGCAGGCUUCCGAGGCUCUCCUGAUGUUUUGGGGCUUCAGAAUACUUUCCAAUUUUCUCACCAGGCACAACGGAGAGGAGGGCUCCUUUUUUUUUUUUUUUUUUUUUUUUUUAAGAGAAACAGCGUUCUAAGAGUAUGCUUGAAAAACACACCUUUUGGGAGUCCAUGAGGGGAGAGGACACUUGGGGCAGGAACCGGCGGCUCUGACCGGAGAGGCCCAGGCGAGGCUGAUGAUGACCACAUUAUCUUGAGAGGGGCCGGGCUUGACUCAUUCUUAGGACUUCAAUGGCUUCAGAAUUGGCGGGAUUCUGCCAGUGCCUUAGGACUAAUGCAAAAAGCAGUGAAGGCCCCUGUGGUGGCUCGUGCCUGUAGUCCCAGCUACUUGGGGAAACUGAGGCAGGGGGAGCUCUUGAGCCUGAGAAUUCGAGACCAGUCUGAGCAAUAGAGUGAGCUUCCAUCUCUAAAAGAAAAAAGGGCGACGACAUCUGUGCCCCUGACACCAGCCAAGCUAAGCUGAAUUGAAGUAGGGAAUGGCGCCAAAACCUGGCCGCUGUCACGAUGGCCUGUGUCCCUCUUAUGCCACUGUUCGAGUCGAAGCGACAGUCAACUGAAGCUGGAGUCAACUGAAGAUGUUCCCGAGGUCGGUGUGAAUUCGGCUGACCUGGCCCAGCGGUGGGGCCGGGACCAGGGUUCGAGACCCCAGCCCUGCCUCCCGCUGCCCGCGCCCCCGGCCCCUGCUCCUUAGAACCUUCCACCUAUCCCUGCGGUGUUUGAGUAAAGAAAGCGGCGGACGGUUUUUUUUCUUCCAAUAUUGGAAAGAACAAACUAGAUACUUCCUUUGAAUCCACCCAGAUUAUGUCAAGCUCCCGAGGCCUGCUGAGCGCCGUGAGCUCCUCGUCCGCCGUGGCUCCGGUUUCCGUGGACGCUUUCCAUCUGCCCGGACGCAGUGCCCGGAACCAAGGCGGGGACUCUGCGGGGAUAAUGCCUCUUCUGCGUCUGCGGUGGUGGAGGUGGAGAGUCACGCUGUCCUCUGCGGACAGCAGCGUUCGAUCUGCUGUGCCCCUAACGGACGCGACGGCGCCGUGGACAAGGCCUGCGGUCACUUUGGUGGCUCCAGCUUCCGGGUGAAGCUCAGCUGGGACCCAGUGAGGGGCACUCGGGGCCCCAGUGGCUCCUCAUAGUCACGUGCAGAGUGAAAAAUGCUUCCUGUGGUUGAUGGAGCAAGUGCCACGAUAACAAUGGAUUUUUCUGUCUGAUUUCAUGUUGUGAAGUGGUCAGUGUAAUUUUUAGGUAAUGUUAGGGGGUCCUCAAGGCCUUGCUCUGCCCCCUGUUUCCACUUAGUGGAAACAGGACCCGCUGUGUGGCAGGCGUGGGAGUCACGUGUUCUCCGGUGUCCUUAGGAGACUCUCUUUUGUCUUAGGGGACUGUUAAGUUCAGGCAAAUCACCUAGGUGUGGAGAGAGUCUGAAAUUCAUCAGUAAAGUAAGUGGGAGUGAGCGAUUGUGAAUGUGUAAUGCAAAUGGAAAGCCUGGUGUUAUUGUGUUAAAGUUAUUCACUAGGGAGCAGCUGUAGUUAUUUCCAACCCUCCUUCUCUCCAAACCUGCUUUGCUGACAGCUGCAGAAAAGGAAGCGUGUGAGGAAAAUGGAACCUGUCAGGGUGGGUCGGAGGCGUCUGUCCAUUGUUCGUUUGCAGGGUGGAAGCAGUGAGGUUUCAGACCCACUGAUUAAAAACACACAUUCCCAAGUGUAUGUGAGAGACACUGUUUAUUUGUUAAUUAAAAAGCGUUUUUCUCUGUCUCUUAAAUCAUGGCUUUCAGGUAAUAAGGAUACUUUUAGCGAAAAGUUGUUUUCCUUUCAAACCACAGACCUUUUAAAAAGACUUUAAUUUGAGCGAAUACCUUUCUAUUUGACACUUUCCCUGUUUCUGACCUUAGGAAACCAGAAAACGUUUGACAGACGCAAUGUUUUCAAUUGACCUUUGAUACCUGUUGUGCUCCCUUUCGCUUUGUGACUUCUCCAUUUAACAAUAAAUUAUCUGAAAAACAAAA
This is a messenger RNA of Callithrix jacchus (white-tufted-ear marmoset), 3853 nucleotides long. It is a transcript of the gene RFLNB, whose product is annotated as refilin B. Lineage: Eukaryota; Metazoa; Chordata; Mammalia; Primates; Cebidae. Gene Ontology annotation, biological process: negative regulation of chondrocyte development; skeletal system morphogenesis; actin filament bundle organization. Gene Ontology annotation, molecular function: filamin binding. The record is from RefSeq and is a predicted model, not a curated record. Gene Ontology annotation, cellular component: actin filament bundle.